This is a messenger RNA of Zychaea mexicana, 2085 nucleotides long. RefSeq names its product hexokinase-domain-containing protein. The record is from RefSeq and is a predicted model, not a curated record. Gene Ontology annotation, molecular function: D-glucose binding; fructokinase activity; glucokinase activity. The coding region runs from base 162 to 1796 and encodes 544 amino acids. Gene Ontology annotation, biological process: intracellular glucose homeostasis; glucose 6-phosphate metabolic process; glycolytic process. Lineage: Eukaryota; Fungi; Mucoromycota; Mucoromycetes; Mucorales; Lichtheimiaceae. Gene Ontology annotation, cellular component: cytosol; mitochondrion. The transcript is spliced from 4 exons.
UUGCAACUGACAUAGCCGCCUGCUGCAGCAUACAUACACACGCGCGCGUUUUUUCUUUUUACAUAUCACACAGUAGAUAGAAGAGGUCCCUUCUUCUCUCUUCUUUCUCCCCACGCAUACAGACACAGCCCUUUUCCUUCCAUAAACAAAGUUUAACGACCAUGUCAGCAACGCAGUCCGCUUAUCCACACAACAAUACAGGUAGCACUGACCAUCGAGUACGACGACGAUCUAAUUCGGCAAUGCACUUGGCUCAUGGGUCUCCACAGCAACAAGCCGCCGUUGACGAUGUUCGGCGGGAGUUUCACGUAUCCAAUGAGCAGCUUCAUUCAAUCGUUCACGGGUUCGAAAAAGAAAUGGAAGCCGGUUUAGCGGAUGUUGAAGGUGGAAUGGGUGAUCUAAAGAUGAUUCCUUCUUACGUUAUUGGAUACCCCACUGGAAACGAACAAGGCACGUAUCUGGCGCUGGAAAUCAGUGGUGUGGACAUUUACGUGUGUCAGGUCGUACUUAAAGGCGAAGGCGGCAAACUGGCGAUCAACCAAUAUCAGUAUGAAAUACCAGACGACCUGACAGCUGGCAAUGAUAUUGGCAUCCUGAUCGACUAUGUAGCAGACUGUGUAUCCGACUUUCAACGAAGAGUAUCAGAAUCAUCAUCACAUCAUCAUCAUCAUCAUCACCGACAAGAACAAGAACAGCAGCAGACAGUGUAUUCAAUGGCUAUCAGUCUUGGAUUUGCCGUGCGCCAAACUGGGCUCGACCGUGGGACAAUCAUGGCGCUGGAACAUGGGUUUGAAUUUCCAAAUGUGAUCGGCAGAGACGUCGUUGAUCUCUUCCACUCUCGUUUCCAAGCAAAAGGAUUAAACGUGCGCAUCGUUGCCAUAGCAAACGAUUCCGUCUGUACGCUGCUAGCACACGCUUAUCAACAUCCAGCGACGCGUAUUGGCAUUGUGCAUAACAUCGGAACCAACUGUGCAUAUUAUGAUAAGGUUUGCAAUAUCAGCAAGUUCUUGGCACAAAUCAAGCACCAACAACAUCCACAGGACAACAACAGCAACAAGAGCAGCAGCAGUAGUAGUAGCAGUAACAGUAUGGAACCCUAUUACAACAACGACAUGAUCAUGAACACAGAAUGGUGUAACUUUGGCUCACGGCAUUUACCCAUGUGUCGCUACGACAAACUCGUGGACAAUCAAAGCAACAACCGAGGCAUCCACAUCUUUGAGAAAAUGACGACGGGCAUGUAUCUUGGAGAAAUUGUACGGCAAGUCUUGGUCGAUCUUGUCAACCGUCAGAUACUGUCCUUUCAGAUCAACGAUGACGAGGAGUGCCUAUUGCGAACACCGUACCAGUUUGAUACCAGCUACAUGUAUGUGUGUGAGGCGGAUGAUGACUGGGAGAAUCUCGAAGACACGCGGGUCGUGCUGGAGGAGAUGUGCAAGGUCGCCGAAACGACGCAGGCUGAUCGGGAGAUCGUCAAGAAGGUGUGUGAGCUCGUUGGGCAGCGCGCCGCCAUGCUGCUUGGCGCUAAUAUCGCUAGCGUUGUCAAGCACAUGGUCGAGCGUGGGAUUGGAUUGGAUAGAAACAGCGAUGGUUUUGCUAUUGCCAUCAGCGGAGAGGUAUACAAGGACUAUCCAUCAUUUCAUCCACGAGUAUGUGAAACAUUAAAAGCGCUGAUUCCGGAAGACGUGUCCACCAAGAUCUCGGUCGGUAUCGUCAAGUUCUCACGGAUUGUUGGUGCGGCUAUUGUGGCAAUGAUGGCUGAAAAGAUGGACCAGCAGGAUGUGGAAAUGCUAUAGUUGGGCCCUCCCCCAAACAAUAUUACUUUAUAAUAAUGAUAUACCGUUCCUCGCCAGCGCCUUCUUUUUUCUCCUUUCUAUCGUUCCAUCAUAGGAAUAAGAGUCAAAACAAAAGCUACCUUCUUACGCACACACAAGUACACAUACGCUUCCUCUUUUUCUACACACACAUAUUCGCUUUGUAACUUGUCUACCAAUUUUUAUAUGUCUUUUCUUUACUUGAUACCUUUGUAAUGGGCCAAACCUGUAAAUCUCACUCCAUCUUUCUCUCUCUCUCUCUCUCUCUCUC